Messenger RNA from Didymella exigua CBS 183.55, 1704 nucleotides. Its product is annotated as MFS general substrate transporter. Gene Ontology annotation, biological process: transmembrane transport. The record is from RefSeq and is a predicted model, not a curated record. The transcript is spliced from 4 exons. The coding region runs from base 1 to 1704 and encodes 567 amino acids. Lineage: Eukaryota; Fungi; Ascomycota; Dothideomycetes; Pleosporales; Didymellaceae. Gene Ontology annotation, cellular component: membrane. Gene Ontology annotation, molecular function: transmembrane transporter activity.
AUGGUUUUCACAUGCACACUGCACAGGAAGCGCACCAGCUCGCACCUGCACAGGCGAACGCUGCUGAAACUCGACACGCUGCUGCUGCCCUUCCUGGCGCUCCUCUUCCUCUUCAACUCGCUCGACAAGUCCAACAUUGGCAAUGCCGAGUCGGCGCACUUUUCGCGCGACAUGGGGCUCGACAGCGGCGACGUCAACACGGCCGUUGCGCUGUUCUUCGCCUUCUUCGUCGCGCUGCAGCCCGCGGGCGCCGCGCUGGGACGUCGCUAUGGCAUGGUCGCCUGGGUCCCGUCGUGCAUGCUGCUGUGGGGCGCCUGCACCGUGCUGCACGUCUGGGUGCGGGCGCGGUGGCAGCUGUAUGCGCUGCGGAGUGUGAUUGGGUGCUUGGAGGCCGGCUUCUACCCCGUGACCGUGUCGUAUCUGUCGCUGUUCUACACGCGCUUCGAGUUUGGCCGCCGCCUGUCGCUGUUCUACGGCCAGGCCGCGGUCGGCGGCGCCCUCGGCGGCGUCCUCAGUUUCCUCGUCUUCCGCCGCUUUCCGGACCACUCGGCCGCCGACUCGCCCUGGCACGCGUGGCAGGUGCUGUUCCUGCUCGAGGGCGGCCUGACCAUGGCCGUCGCGCUGGCCGGGUAUGCGUGGCUGCCGCACAGCGUCGAGACGGCCUGGUUCCUCACGCCCGCCGAGCGCCGGUACGCGGCCAAGCGCAUGCUGCGGGACCGCCUCGCGCACCAGGGCCGCCCCGCGCGCUCCAAGCACCGCGACUCGAAUGACUGGUCGCCGACGCCCGCCGCGGCCGAGGAGGCCCGCCGCCUGCUUACCCCGUCCGCCGCCGUGGCCGACGACUGCUCAGACGACGGCCGCGCGGCGCUCGACGACCGCGGCCUCACCCCGCACGACAUCCUCUCGGCGCUCGCCUCGCCCCGCGCCUGGCACCUGCUGGCGUGCAACAUCCUCAGCGCGGUCCCCGUCUACGCCUUCUCCGUGUUCCUCCCGCUCGUGCUCGCGCCCCUGACGGGCCACAGCGCGUCGCCGAGCCUGGUGAACCUCCUCACCGCGCCGCCGCACGUGUGCGGCGCCGUGACCCUGUUCGCAUUCGCCUCGUACAGCGACACAACACAACAGCGGCUGCGCCCGAUCCUGCUCGGUCUGAGCAUAAUGGCAACAGGCCUCAUCUUUGUCGUCGCACUGCCCGAGUCGUGGCCGGUGCUCAGGUACCUCAGCCUCACCGUGCUGGUGAGCGGCGCAUACAUUGCGUCCCCGCUCACGGUGGCGUGGAUAAGCGGCAACACCCCCCUCCCCGGGAAGAGGGCGCUGAUGCUCGGUCUGAACGGCUGGGGCAAUCUCGCCGGCGUGCUCGCCGCGCUGCUGUUUCGGCCGCGGUACGCCGAGGAGGGGUACAUUGUGCCGUUUUGGUGGACGUUGCUGUGUGUUGCGCUUGCCGCGGCCGGGUAUUUGCUUUUCCUGCGUAACUUGCGCGCGGAGAAUGAGCGCCGUCGUGCGAUUGUGCGAGAGUGGGGGCCCGAGCAGGUCGAGGCCGAGCGGGCAAGGGGCGCGGGGCCGCUCGUGCAGAGACACGCCGUCGCCGAGGGCUGGAUGGCGGUGCUGCGGCGCUGUGGCUGGGUCGGCGCCGUAAAGUGGCUCGAGCGUGCGAUGCGUGGCGGGAGACAGGGCGAUGAGAGGAUGACGUUUGAGUAUGGGCUGUGA